Pistacia vera is the source of this 3279-nucleotide messenger RNA. RefSeq names its product pumilio homolog 12. Gene Ontology annotation, molecular function: mRNA binding. Bases 297 to 2609 code for a protein of 770 amino acids. Lineage: Eukaryota; Viridiplantae; Streptophyta; Magnoliopsida; Sapindales; Anacardiaceae. The transcript has 6 exons. Gene Ontology annotation, cellular component: cytoplasm. Gene Ontology annotation, biological process: post-transcriptional regulation of gene expression. The record is from RefSeq and is a predicted model, not a curated record.
UUGAAAACUUCUUCAUCUUCUUCUUCACGCCGCCUCACACUUUCUUUAACCUUUCCUCUUCACUCUCCUCUCUCUUUGCAUUCCCUCUAAAUCAUUGUAAACCCCUAAUUCUCUCCCAAAGAAUUAGUCUUUUUGUGUUUUUGAUUGUGUUUUGUUUUUUUUUUUCUUUUAGCUAUGGUGGUUUCAUUGUCUCUCUAAUGCCAGCUAUCUUCUCUUGCUGGGUCUUCCUGUGCGUCUACGUUGCCUAGUGGUUUAGAAUCUGUUUGGCAGAAAGGAGUUCUUAAGUUAUUCACAAAAUGGAAGAUGGAAGAACUGAACUAGGGGUUGAUGAAUUUGAAAAGCUUCUUGGGGAGAUACCGAAUGCUACAUCCGGGAAUACACAUUCCGAGGAAUCUGGACCGAAGAGGGUCUCUUCAAAUUUUGGCUUGUUGCCUAUCAGUGUCAAUUCCUGCAAAGGGCCUUUGACUGAAAAACUCAAAACCAAUGGAAGUUUAGAUGAAGGAAAGAUAUCAGUGGAUAAACCUCGUCAGUCACCAAUCAAGAGGAUUGGACAGCAGGAAGCAAAUCUUCCUGAUGACCAGUCCUUGACAUCUGCAUUUGCUGAUCUCAGAUUUAAUGGGGGAAUAAUGAUGGAACCUGGGAGUCCUUGGGCAAAAUCCUCACCGAAUCAUACUGUUUUAUUGGAUUCCCAAUACACAAGCAGCUUAAAGGAACCGGUUUCUAAUGUUGAUCCGCGACUGAUGGUUGUUUCCUCUUUCCAAUCAACAAAUAACAAACCCUGUGGUUUUGAUGAAUUCAAUGUGGCAAAAGUUAGACAAGAAAGUUCAAAUGUUGUAAAUCCUGAUUUUCAAGAACUCAAGAAGACGCAGGUUGGUUAUUGUCAGCCAGUUGAAAAUUUCUCUGCUGCCUUGCCGCUUGCUCAUGGGGUGCAGGGUCUCCAGUUCCUAUCUAAUUUGCCUGUCCCUGGUGUGGAGUUUCCUGUAAUGUCUGAUCAGCAGCACUACUUUGCCGAAGCACAAUCCUCGUUUCCUUACUUACAUUCACAACAUUUAAACCAGCCUAAUAUUAGUUGGAGUAAUAUUGAACAGGAACAAUAUCAUAGGAUGCAUCAGCAGUACUUAUUUCUGCAGCAGCAGCUUCGGAAUCAGCGAACGGAAACCCAGAAUCCUAUUCAACUGAAUGGAAAUAUUCCAACUAAGCUAAUUGGUCGUAACCUAAGACAACCAUGUUUUGAGAUACCAAACCGAUUUGAACAAUCUAAUCAAGAAACAUUUUGGAACACUUAUCCAGUCCCAAGAGGUAUGAACCAACCAAAUCCUGCUUUUUCCUCCACUGAGUACAAUGCUAUGCAUGUUUUGGGAAAAGUGGGAAAGCAGACAUGUCCUGAGAAGAUUUUAACAAGAUCACAGGGAUUAAACAUGCUUAAAUCUGUCAAAUUUGGAGCUGUUGCAGGAAAUGAAUUGCUAUCUCAUGGAAACCAGAAUGGAAAAGUUCUAUCAAAUGGUCAUGUAUGCCUUAGCUUAUCUAAUCCAAAUGUUGGAUGCAUUGAGCUUGAUGGUCUGAACUCGUGGUCUUUGUCCCAUGACACUACAGAUCUCAAAAGUACUAAUUUGAGGCCUCAACCACAUAAAUAUAAUUCUGUGGAUGAAGUCACUGGUAGAAUAUAUCUCAUGGCGAAGGACCAACAUGGUUGCCGCUUUUUGCAAAGAAAAAUAUCAGAGGGCACCUCUGAAGAUAUCGAAAAGAUAUUUGUUGAGAUCAUUGAUCACAUUGUCGAGCUCAUGACGGAUCCCUUCGGAAAUUACCUGGUCCAGAAGCUGCUUGAGGUGUGCAAUGAGGAUCAGAGAAUGCAAAUACUUCAUGCCAUCACAAGAAAAGCUGGAGAUCUUGUCAGAAUUUCAUGUGACAUGCAUGGGACUCGGGCUGUUCAGAAGGUUAUUGAAACCCUUAAGAGUCCAGAGCAGUUUUCCUUGGUUGUCUCAUCAUUGAAACCUAGUAUAGUGACACUCAUAAAAAAUAUGAACGGAAAUCAUGUUGCACAGCGCUGCUUAUUGUAUUUACAGCCAGAGCACAGCAAGUUCCUCUUUGAAGCUGCAACUAAUAAUUGUGUUGAGCUUGCAACUGAUCGCCAUGGCUGUUGUGUGCUUCAAAAAUGCCUUACUCAUUCCGAGGAUGAGCAUAGACGUCGUUUAAUCUGUGAAAUCACUUCAAAUGCUCUAAUCCUUUCACAAGAUGCAUUCGGGAACUAUGUUGUGCAAUUUGUGUUUGAGCUUCGACUCCCAUGGGCAACAAUGAAUAUUCUUGAUCAGUUGGAGGGUAACUAUGGGGAUUUGUCCAUGCAGAAGUACAGUAGUAAUGUGGUUGAGAAAUGCCUAAAAUAUUCAAAUGAGGAAUGCCGUGCUCGUAUAAUCCGGGAGCUGAUAAGUAAUGCUCACCUGGAUCAAGUCAUGCUAGAUCCUUAUGGAAACUAUGUUAUUCAAGCAGCAUUGCAUCAAUCAAAGGGAACACUUCAUGCUGCAUUGGUGGAUGCCAUAAGACCUCAUGUACCUGUUCUGCGGACCAGCCCAUAUGGGAAGAAAGUUCUAUCUAGCAAUAGCUUGAAGAAAUAAUCUGCAAGCUGGAUCAAAUAAAUGUUUUUCUUUGAUGCUGUAUAUUCUCCUCGGCAGUGCAAACCUUAGGUAUAGUAGUUUGAGAUGAUCCUGUAACUUCUGUAAUAAGCAGGUGAAGAAAAGCUCCGAGUUCAGCUCUAUUUUCUUGAUUUUGAAGCAUUGAUCUGAAAAAUGGGUCAAGGGAUGGCUUUAACGGCUCAUCUGGAAUGAAAAGAGCUGUUUUAGGCUUUCUUGUUUUCCAAUUCAAGUUUCAUUUUGGACUUGCAACAAAUUUUGCAUAACGUGGAAUCCACGUGUAUGUAGAACGACAAUUUUUUUUUUUUUUUUCCAUAGAAAUAAAUCGAUGAGAAGAAAAUGUAAAGUUCUUUGAGCUUCUGGGAAUUGUAUUAAGAGUUUUUUUUUUUUUUUUUUUUCACUGAAGCUCAAAGUUGGUAAAUUGUUGCGAGAAGAAGAUCCUUUUAAGCUUCCUUGUCUAUAUAUUCCAGACUAUUUUCGAGUGUACAUUUCUUGUCUAUAAAAUGCCACGAUUGGGGCAGUAAUUAUGUUAUCGUAUAUGUUUUUAUUCCUCUAUUAAAUCUAGGUUCUGAAAUUUAGUUUGCCAUCAGUUUGCUGUAACACCCAGAAUUCUGUAUGAAGUGAUAAAUGUCCACCAGCAAGAUUAAGAGUAGCC